GUAAGCCCAGCGAUGCCACUCCGCUCGCCCUCUCCGUCGGGGACUAUUUCCGGGCGAGCCUUCGCCCCGCCUCUUCGGAGAAACGCCACUUCCUACCCGAAAACGGUUGGAGAAACCCUGAGCGCACGCGCCUCAACCGCCAUGUUGGAGGUGGGUGGUCGCUCUUCCCGCCUCCCGCCUCCCGCCGCCGGCUCGGCAGUCUCGCGAUAUUUCCCUCUCCCGCGGGAGUUGUUUAAACGCUCUGGCGGUAACCACGCCCCGCGAGCUCCGCGGCCCGCAGCAGGGAGUCUGAGAGGACUCUGCGGACUUGGCUUGUGGUCAGUGGGUCCGGCUGCAGCCGAGCGCAGGCAGGACUGGUCCUCGCGGAGUCGCGCCACCAUGGGGGCCGAGAAGAGGCUGCUGUCCAUUAAGGAGGCCUUCCAGCUGGCGCAGCAGCCGCACCAGAACCAGGCGAAGCUGGUGGUGGCGCUGAGCCGCACCUACCGCACGAUGGAGGAUAAAACAGUUUUUCACGAGGAGUUCGUGCAUUACCUGAAAUAUGCUAUGGUGGUCUACAAACGUGAACCAGUUGUGGAGAGGGUGAUAGAAUUUGCAGCCAAGUUUGUUACUUCAUUUCACCAAUCAGAUGUGGAAGCCGAUGAAGAGGAAGACGGUGGACUUUUAAAUUACUUGUGUACUUUUCUGCUAAAGUCUCAUGAAGCAAACAGCAAUGCUGUUAGGUUUAGAGUAUGCCAGCUCAUAAACAAACUCUUGGGAAAUAUGCCAGAAAAUGCCCAGAUUGAUGAUGAUUUGUUUGAUAAGAUUAAUGAAGCCAUGCUUAUUAGAUUGAAAGAUAAAAUUCCAAAUGUGAGGAUACAGGCAGUUCUGGCUCUUUCAAGACUUCAGGAUCCCAAAGAUGAUGAAUGCCCAGUGGCUAAUGCAUAUGUUACUUUGAUUGAAAAUGAUUCAAAUCCAGAAGUUAGGAGAGCAGUGCUGUCAUGUAUUGUACCAUCAGCAAAGACUUUGUCAAAAAUUGUAGGACGCACCAAGGAUGUGAAAGAGGCUGUCAGAAAGCUGGCUUAUCAGGUUUUAGGUGAAAAGGUUCAUAUGAGAGCCAUGUCCAUUGCUCAGAGAGUAAUGCUCCUUCAACAAGGUCUUAAUGACAGAGCAGAGGCUGUGAAACAAGCAACACAAAAGCAUCUUCUGCAAGGCUGGCUGCGUUUCAGUGAAGGAAAUAUAUUAGAGUUGCUUCAUCGGUUGGAUGUGGAAAAUUCUUCUGAAGUGGCAGUCUCUGUUCUCAAUGCCUUAUUUUCAGUGACUCCUCUUAAUGAACUGGCAGAAAUCUGUAAAAAUAACGAUGACAGGAAAUUGAUUCCAGUGGAAACAUUAACUCCUGAAAAUGCUUUGUAUUGGCGUGUCCUUUGUGAAUAUUUGAGGUCAAAAGGAGAUGAAGGUGAAGAAUUUUUAGAGCAGAUUUUGCCAGAGCCUGUGAUAUUUGCAGAGUAUUUACUCAGUUAUAUUCAGAGCAUUCCGGUUGUUGAUGAUGAACGCAGAAAUGAUUUUUCUUACAUUGGACAUUUGAUGACAAAAGAGUUCAUAGGUCAGCAAUUGAUUCUAAUUAUCAAGUCUUUGGAUACUAAUGAAGAAGGAGGAAGGAAACGACUGCUGGCUAUUUUACAGGAGAUUCUUACUAUACCCACAACCCCAAUGUCCCUAAUUUCUUUUCUUGUUGAGAGACUGCUCCACAUCAUUAUAGAUGAUAAUAAGAGAACACAAAUUGUUACAGAAAUUAUCUCAGAGAUUCGGGCACCCAUUGUUACUGUUGGUGUUAAAAUUGAUCCAGCUGAUGCAAGAAAGAAAGAACUCAAGAUGGCUGAGAUAAAAGUUAAACUUAUUGAGACAAAAGAAGCUUUGGAAAAUUGCAUUACCCUACAGGAUUUUAAGCGAGCAUCAGAGUUAAAAGAAGAAAUAAAAGCAUUAGAAGAUGCCAGAGUAAACCUAUUGAAAGAGACAGAGCAGCUUGAAAUUAAAGAAGUCCAUAUAGAGAAGAAUGAUGCUGAGACACUACAGAAGUGUCUUAUUUUGUGUUAUGAACUGUUGAAACAGAUGUCCACUUCAACAGGGAUAAGCGCAACCAUGAAUGGCAUCAUUGAAUCUUUGAUUCUUCCUGGAAUAAUAAGUGUUCAUCCUGUAGUAAGAAAUCUGGCUGUUUUAUGUUUGGGAUGCUGUGGACUACAGAAUCAGAAUUUUGCAAGUAAACACUUUGUAUUGCUCUUACAGGUUUUGCAAAUUGAUGAUGUGACAAUAAAAAUGAGUGCUUUAAAGGCAAUCUUUGACCAACUGAUGACAUUUGGGAUUGAACCAUUUACAACUAAGAAAGUGAAAGCCGUUCAAAGUGAAGGUGUAGAAAUAAACACUGAUGAAGAGCAAGAAUCAAAAGAAGCUGAAGAAGUGACUGCCAUAGCCAAGAAUGUUCUGAAACUUCUCUCUGAUUUCCUAGAUAGCGAGGUGUCUGAACUCAGGACAGGAGCUGCAGAAGGACUAGCCAAGCUGAUGUUUUCUGGCCUGCUGGUCAGCAGCAGGAUUUUGUCUCGUCUUAUCUUGCUAUGGUACAAUCCUGUGACAGAAGAGGAUGUUCGACUUCGACAUUGUCUAGGCGUGUUCUUUCCCAUGUUUGCUUAUGCAAGCAGGACUAAUCAGGAAUGUUUUGAAGAAGCCUUUUUCCCAACUCUGCAAACACUGGCCAAUGCCCCUGCGUCUUCUCCUUUAGCUGAAAUAGAUAUCACGAAUGUUACUGAGUUACUGGUAGAUUUGACAAGACCAAGUGGAUUGCAUCCUAAGGCCAAGAAUUCCCCAGAUUAUCAGGCCUUAACAGUUCAUGACAAUUUGGCUAUAAAAAUUUGCAAUGAGAUCUUAACAUGUCCAUGUUCACCAGAAAUUCGGGUCUAUACAAAAGCCUUGAGUUCUUUAGAACUCAGUACCAAUCUUGCUAAAGAUCUUUUGGUUCUGUUGAAUGAGAUUCUGGAGCAAGUAAAAGACAGGAUAUGUCUGAGAGCUUUGGAGAAAAUCAAGAUGCAGUUAGAAAAAGGAAAUAAAAACUGUGGUGAGCAAGCUGUGGCAGCACAGGAUGCCAGCACAACCACGACUGUGUGUGAAAACGAAGAGGAAAAGAAUAAAGAAGUAUGUGUAACUCCUCUCAAGGAUGUAAAAGCAACCCGAGCUUCAAAAUCCACUCAGCGAAAGACUGUCAGAGGACGGAGAAAAGUGACAGCUGCAGCCAGGAUUAGCAGGAGACGACAGACUUCUGAGGCUGACUCGGCAAGUGAUCAUGAAGUUCCAGAGCCAGAAUCAGAAAUGAAGAUGAGAUUACCAAGACGAGCCAAAACAGCAGCACUAGCAAAAAGUAAACUGAACUUGGAGCAACUUCUCAAUGAAGAUAUAAAUUAGGCGAAGAGAUGAUGGAGGUGGAGUCCUUUUACAAAUGUCUUUUACAAUUAUUUUAGUUCUUUGUUUAAUAAACUUAACCCUUGUGUCAACAUUAGAAAAA
Molecule: messenger RNA, 3526 nt
Organism: Myotis brandtii (Brandt's bat)
Lineage: Eukaryota; Metazoa; Chordata; Mammalia; Chiroptera; Vespertilionidae
Gene: NCAPG
Product: non-SMC condensin I complex, subunit G
Exons: 21
Coding region: 13-3426 (1137 amino acids)
Biological process (GO): mitotic chromosome condensation
Cellular component (GO): condensed chromosome; cytoplasm; condensin complex
Source: RefSeq, a predicted model, not a curated record